Juglans regia (Persian walnut) is the source of this 1427-nucleotide messenger RNA. Its product is annotated as NDR1/HIN1-like protein 12. The coding region runs from base 155 to 820 and encodes 221 amino acids. Gene Ontology annotation, biological process: defense response to other organism. The transcript has a single exon. NCBI's taxonomy places the organism in Eukaryota, Viridiplantae, Streptophyta, Magnoliopsida, Fagales, Juglandaceae. The record is from RefSeq and is a predicted model, not a curated record.
UUGCGUGUUUCCCUGUUCAACACCCCCCUCUUAUACUGCCUAUCCAUUUUGUCCACAGUUUCUUCUCUUCCCUCGACUUUUGAUCAACCUCACCUUUCCGUCUCCCCUUUCACUCACUCUCUCUCUCGCUCAACCUUUAUAUACAUCAGCUUCCAUGGCAAAAGAGCAGGGUCCAGAAGAAAGCCACUCAAAUAUGACCCAAGAAAAGCACAGAGGAAAAGGCAUGGCUUCAGACUCUACCCUCAAAGUACCACGACAAGCUCUCUGCACGUUCAUCACUAUCUUUCACCUCUUACUCGGUGUAACUGCACUCACACUUUGGCUCUUCUACCGCCCCCACAAACCGCAGUUCAAGGUCGUCGGCGCAUCCAUCUACGACUUCAACACAACCGCACCGCCGCUUAUUUCCACCACCAUGCAAUUCACCGUCGUCACAAGAAACCCCAACAAGCGCUUGUCCAUUUACUACGACAGGCUCUCAGCUUUUGUGUCGUAUAAAAACCAAGCCAUCACGCCCCAGGGGAUGUUGCCUCCACUGUUUCAUGAAAAGCACAGCACAGUGGUGGUGUCUCCAGUGGUGGGCGGCGGGACAGUUCCAGUGUCUGUGGAGGUGGCAAAUGGGUUAAUGAUCGAUGAGGCAUAUGGGGUGGUGGGAUUAAGGUUGGUGCUGAUGGGGAGGUUGAGAUGGAAGGCUAGUGGACCUAUUAGGACUGGCCAUUAUAGGGUUUAUGUGAAAUGCGACAUCAUGUUGGGAUUGAAGAGAGGUUAUGUGGGUCAGGUGCCCCUGCUUGGAUCUCCUGAAUGCAAAGUAGAUAUAUGAACUUAAUUUGAAGUGUUGUAGUUGUAAUUUCAGCUUUUAUCAUCCUGCUUUUUCUUUAUUCUACAUAUGUGUGUGUGUACUUAGUCAUUUAUUUUGGAGAACUUUUCUUUGCCUUCCAAUCUAUAUAUAUAUAUGUAGCCGAUCUAGAGGUAGAUUAAAGGAAGUUUAGUCCUGAAAGCACCAAGUUAAUACUAUGCAUAUAUGAAUGAACAAGGAUGGUAGCUAGAAGGCGUUAAUUUCUACGUUUUCUUCCUUUCCAUGUCGCAAAUCCAUCCAUUCCCAUCUGGAUUCAUUCUGAUCAGCUCAUGCAUGCUUAGGAUUCUGUUCUGGCUUUGCUCAUUGAUUUGUCGGUACCCACUUUAUGGCGUGGCCACAAGGCAUCAAGAUUUUUGGACGCAUGGCUGUCCAUGCAGCGAAUUAGGGACCAUUUGUCUUUAGCUAGCUAGCUUGUAAGUUCUGUAACGACGUGCUAGAUCAUGUGUUUUUGCACAUGCAUGUCGAUGCAUCUUCGAAUUACCAUUUGUAAGCACCAAGAUGUAUAUUAACUUCCAUCUUCCAAUUAUUAACAUAUAUUCACCCAAUAUUAUUAAGACUUAAAAUUACGAUC